AUGAUGUUUAUCUUUGUGAUGCUGGGACUUCUGCUCUGCAAAGAAUUAGCAGGGUCCAGUGCUGUGACAACUGUGUUUGUGCAGAAAGGGAAGAAUUUACAUCUGGAUGUUAACAAACCUGUUGCUAUACCAGAAGGUGAUGAAUUUAGGUGGAGAUUCAAUAAUACUCACAGCAUAGUGAGAUUAAUUCUUGAUACAAGAGCAAGAAUAGUUGACCCUUAUAAAGGAAGGGUUGAGUUUUCUGUACAAAAUCACUCUUUGCUUUUGAAGAAUGUGCAACACAGCGACAGUGGAGAUUACACUGCACUCAUAACUGGGGACAAAAACCAACGUGUAGCUGAAUACGAGGUCAUAAUUCAAGAUCCAGUGUCUCCAGUUCAGCUGUCAGUGAACUCUGUGUCUAACAGCAGAGAGUCCUGUAACCUCACUGUGACCUGCAGUACAGAGGACUCUCUCAUCAACAGCACUUUUAGAUGUGACAACCAAACCUGCCAUCAGGAGGGAGGAGAGCAGUCAGAGGUCACAUCCUCUGGUUCUUCUCUCCGUGUCUACCUGGUUAAUGACUUCAUCAUCUGUAACCAUAUCAACCAGGUCAGCUGCACCAGAGACAUAAAGGAGAUUCAGCAUUUCUGCUCUCCAACUGCUGGGUCCAGUGCUGUGACAACUGUGUUUGUGCAGAAAGGGAAUGAUUUACAUCUGGAUGUUAACAAACCUGUUGUUCUACUAGAAGACAAUGAAUUUAGGUGGAGAUUUGAUGACACUGUCAGCAUAGUGAGAUUUAUUCCUGAUAAAGGAACAAGAAUAAGUGACCCUUAUAAAGGAAGGGUUGAGUUUUCUGUUCAAAAUCACUCUUUGCUUUUGAAGAAUGUGCAACACAGAGACAGUGGAGAUUACACUGCACUCAUAACUGGAGACAAAUCCCAACAUCUAACUGAAUACAAGGUCAUAAUUCAAGAUCCAGUGUCUCCAGUUCAGCUGUCAGUGAACUCUGUGUCUAACAGCAGAGAGUCCUGUAACCUCACUGUGACCUGCAGUACAGAGGACUCUCUCAUCAGCAGCACUUUUACAUGUGACACCCAAACCUGCAAUCAGGAGGGAGGAGAGCAGUCAGAGGUCACAACCUCUGGUUCUUCUCUCCGUGUCUACCUGUUGAAUGACUUCAUCAUCUGUAACCAUAUCAACCAGGUCACCUGCACCAGAGACAUGAAGGAGAUUCAGCAUUUCUGCUCUCUAACUGCUGGUGAGACUGAAAUAACAGGUUCACAGAGUAUCUCUCUGUGCCUGGUGAAGACAGUCGUGUUCUCUGUUGGUCUGAUCAUCAUGGUGUCUGCCGUCAUCAGUGUCCAUCUGAUGGAGAGACUCAAGAAGCAAGAAUGAAGAGACAACUCUACACCAACAAAUCUGUUAUUCACUUUCUUAUCAAGUAGAACAGCAGACGCCACUGUGCAUGAGUAGGAAUGCAGUUCAGUUUAUAGAGCUUUGCUUACUUGUUGUGCUACAUAUCACAACCUCUUGACUUAGUCAGUCUCUCUUAAUGAAGAGUGUGAUGUUGCAACUUCAUCAC
Messenger RNA from Scomber japonicus (chub mackerel), 1564 nucleotides. RefSeq lists its product as uncharacterized. The record is from RefSeq and is a predicted model, not a curated record. Bases 1 to 1377 code for a protein of 458 amino acids. Lineage: Eukaryota; Metazoa; Chordata; Actinopteri; Scombriformes; Scombridae. The transcript has 6 exons.